AUGCAGGAUCUGUUAAUCUACGCAUUAAGGUUGGAAGUUGAGAAUGCUACGAGAACAGAUUAUUCGGUGAGGAAUGAUGGAGCCUUGAUAGUAGGAACAAGACUGUAUGUUCCUGGGGAUGAAGCACUAAAGAGGGAAAUUCUUGAGGAGGCCCACUGUUCGGCCUUCGCCAUGCAUCCUGGUAGCACAAAAAUGUAUCGUACCUUGAGGCAGCAUUAUUGGUGGCCUUUUAUGAAGAAUGAAAUAGCAAAAUAUGUUAGUAAGUGUUUGAAUUGUCAGCAAGUCAAGGCAGAGUGCCAGAAACCAUCGAGGUUGCUGCAACCACUUCCUAUUCCUGAGUGGAAGUGGGAGCGCAUUACUAUGGACUUUGUGUUCAAACUUACUUAG
This is a messenger RNA of Prunus armeniaca (apricot), 387 nucleotides long. The record is from the annotation of a GenBank genome assembly. Lineage: Eukaryota; Viridiplantae; Streptophyta; Magnoliopsida; Rosales; Rosaceae.